GUCACGGCAGCCAGACGUAGCAGACAGCGCGGUUGUGCGCAAAUUGCUGGACGGGCCGCCGCUGAUCUGGUCAAGCUACGGGGGACGUGCGACGAAUUGACUAUCGACCUUUUCCACUCACUGCCACCAAACUCGUCCUUUGGCCUGUGCGAUCGACCUGAGCAUCCGGCAACAUACAUCGUGAGCGGUUCGUUGCCCGCACGAACUUUGUUUUCUGGCCUAUAUCAAUGGCCAUCCCCUUCCGCGGUGUGACCUGAGACAAGAACAGAAAUUGAAAACAACUUCUCCAUAAUAAUGCCCUGCAUUUGCUAGGUCUAGAAGUUUGCGCCGACUGCCUCUUGAGUAAUCUGCCGACUGGGACGAGCCGGACUGUGACUUGCAGGACUUCGAAGUGUGAGGAACCUGACGACCAGUGCAACUGAACAUUUACUGUCCUCACAGCUCCGUGUACAGUCAGUGCGAAAAGAACUCUACUUUGCAGCAAUUUAUUUUUCCCCUUCACAAUCGACAAAAAUGUGAACUGUGACGUGAGAAAAGUUCCCGAAAGAACUUUAGCGAUGAUUUCAAGCACAUCCUAGGAAAAAAAAGAGAAAGAAAACGUAAGUCGGCUUUGAUGGAUAUUUUCAACUGUGAGCGACAAGUGAGUAGAGACUGAGCCGAAACUUUCGUGACACGUCUUUGAAAAAGAACUUGACACCCGCAAUCUAGCACUCGGACGUGAAAUGUGAAGUGUGACGCGAACCAAUCGUAGAAAACUUCUCGCAUCUUGAAACCUUGGCUUGUUUCUUCUUGCGCACCUCAACGAAGUGAACUGUUGUCACCCUAUAAACGACUACGCAUCCUUGAUCGCGCCGUCCCUUAAACACGUCUUUAAAUUACACAAUCCUGCGCUUCAGCACAGCCGGUGUUUCCCUUGAGCUAGACAUCUGUGUUUGUAAUCACUGACGUGGACUACCGAUGAAUUCUCCGCCGUUUCCUUCCGAAAAAAAGCCACAUUUCUAGAACUUUCUCAGCAUCGUUCAAACUAGGUUUUUAAGAUGAUUGAACUUAGAAUUGGAAGCGGUAGGCUGUCGUUGGCUGUAACCAAAAAAGAGCAUCGCAGAGUGUAUGACGUCCACGCGGUCUUUCUUCUUCACUAGGACCUUGCGGACUCGACUGCGCUCCUUUGAGGAAACACCUAAACCGUAUCCAUGAGUGCGGCUAACGUUACGGCGGCGGACUUCAAUGUGACCGCGAGGUCUCCGCUAGAAGUGGCCCGCGACGUGUACCGCCUCGCGGUGCCCGUCAUGCUUGUCGCCUGCCUAAUGUCCAUGGUGUUCAACCUUGUCAUAGUCGAGUCGGUCCACUGGCUGCGACGCAGCCCCAGCCCGACGCUCUGCUUCAGCCUCAGUUUAUCAGCGGCGAACGCCUACGCGUCUCUUGUGGUCGGCGUCGGUCUCGUGGUCAACAGCCUCCUUCCGACCUUGUACCACAUCCAGCCUCCGGCCUGCUGGGCGCUGUCCCUGGAAGCCUUUCGCCUAACAGGCCUCAUCGCGUCCGUGCUUCACCUGUUGGCCCUCGCCGUGAACCAUUACAUCGGUAUCCUGCGGCCUCUUCAUUACGCUGCAACUGUGACUCGACGCACUGUAUGGCUGACGACGGCAGCAAUGUGGCUUGUGCCCCUCUUUUUCUUCCUCUUGUACUUCACAAGCGUACCCGGGCAGGGAUUCCAGGUGGCCGACUGUCGCUAUGACUUCAUGCUCUGGAGCACUUUCCGCGUCAUACUCUCCGGACUUUUCUUCGUGCCACUGGUACUCAUGUGUUUCAUAUAUACACACAUCUUCCUGUUGGUCCGACGCCACCAAAUGGGAGCGGGAAUCUCUGCCCAGAUUCCGGGACAACUGCGCAGGAGUGUCAAGGCCGUCUACACCACACUACUGAUACUCGGCACGUACCUCAUAGGAUGGAUGCCAGCCGUGCUCUUCUACGUACUAACAUGCCUCGAUUGUCCCUUGCCGAUCACGUCGCUGUCUCUUGACGUGCGCCUCACCUUCGGCAUACUGACCAACACACUGGUGCUGAUCAAGUCGUUUGUCGAUCCAGUCAUCUACGUGGUGCGCAUGCGUGAGAUUCAAGAUGCCUUCGUACUCAUGUGGAAGUCCCGCUGCGGCCUGGUGGACGUGGCCCGAUCUUCGGUUGACCUCAUGCGGAUGGCCCACUCCCGCAGUGACACGCAGCGCAUCACGACCAACGGGUCGCAGCACAAGCAACGCAGUAUCGCCCAGUUCAGCUAGCCCGGUCGACCACUAGGCGGACGGUUAUCGAGGCAGCGGCGAGAAACUGCCGCAACGGCUUUGUGAACAUGUUGUGAACCGUACGCCGAAGCAAGCUGCUCCCUCCGACACUGUCGAAGAUCAACUACCUAAAUAUCUACAUCACAAGAGGAAGACCGGACAGUAAAUGCUUGAUAAACAAUGUUAGAGAGAUGCAGUAGGUGAAGGGGCACCUCAUUGGGACGACUACUUGUUGACCCGAUCCCUGGGAACCGUAUUCGCUGCUUUCCAUCAGGUCAGCGUCCUGAAGCAAAAGGGCACUUUUCGUUUCCUUGCUUAUUCAGCGUGUGGAGUUAAUCUUGUAACACCUAUGAUAAACUACAAUACUCCAAAAGGGCGUCCAAGCGUCCUUCAACUUAAAUCCGUUGACGCGUGGUUUAAGUUGACCAGCGCUUGGAAUGACAAUGUUAGCGUUUCUAAUACGCUAAGGUGAAUAUCCGCAUUUGGUUCACUCAGACUCAGUGAAAGUGUUGUGUGGUAGUGCGCGCGCAGCGGUAAGCUUUAAGCGCACCGUCAGCAGAGUUCUGAACAUUAAACUCUGUAGAUGCUUGGGAAACUAAACAUCACAGAUAUCUUGAAGUUACCGCUUUCUAUUUUGCUUGCUUUUGCGUGCAGCUUACAUCAAUAUGAUUGUGCGUGUAGCGAGUGAGAGAUAAAAACGUUUUUGAAAGACAGUGUUAUGCCGGCGUUCUUUUGUUUCUUAAAAGUUCAGGUCCUGCUGAAGGUUCUCAUCUCUCACAUUUCUUUGGCAAACUUAUGUGAUUGUCAAUGUUGAGAAAGAGCGUGCCACUUUUUUCAUCUUGUUCUGACGCAUGCUCCUUUCCUGUAUACAUACAAGAGCCCCGGCUUAAGAUGAUGUAGAGGCAGUGGCCACAGAAUGAAAACCUCAGAAGUGAUGCUCACUUAACCUAAGUGUCUCUCCUCCCAUAAAUAUGAACUAUCAAUGACAGAGUGCUUUGUGCUUUUAAUCUAGUCAUGUUAUCUCUGAUGUCUUCUACUGUGCAGGGCCGAAGCUACAUCAGUACCUUCGGCCCUAUAUUGAAGGCUCCAAGAUUGUGCGAGGAUUUCGCGUGAAACUUGCGCAGUGAGUGUUUCAGGUAAAAGAAGGGAUACAAAUCCGCCAAGAAGAAAGUAAUGCAGUGUUCUGAAAUCAUGGCGACCCUUCCUAGUGCCGACCCUGAAGUGCUGAUUACAAAGUUGUACCCAAUCUAUGUCGUUACCUGAAGUUGUGUUGCGAUUUUAUCAUGUGAAAAGAAAACAAAAAUUAAAUCACUGCUCCUACUGUUUUAAAAUUUGUGUUUGUCCUUUCGUACUCGUACAUGUGACGUAUUUCGGUGUUGCACAUUCGAGAAAUUAAGAAGACAUUCCGGACAGUGAAUUCAAAGAUACACCACCGCUUGGUGUCAAUCAAGUUUGAACAAAACCUGAAAGAGAAAGUUAGUUUGAGCGGUUUGCAGAAGACAUUAUAAGUUGUACCUUGUUGUAAAGCUAUUUUGCAAGAAAUACUUAUGGAGGAUGCGUUGCGGGAUUUAAAGUGAUAUGAGACAUAAAGUGGCCUAACGUAAAUUGCUAGACAAUUCUUGAACGGCGUGUCACUCGAUAUGAGUCUGGAAACCACGUAAAAAUUGAACGUUUCCUUGCAAGUUCUGCCGCCGAUUAUACAAUCAAUGGUCAUACCAUCUCUAGUUUCCCGACAUGAACUUGUUUUAAAUUAGAGCACAAAGACCACUGCUUUCCCUCCAUAAGAUUACGAUUAUAGGCUACGCACGGUCCCGGUACCAUCCGACAGGCUAAGCGAACCGCCACACCACAUUUUACAGAAUGAUUGGUGGACGCACAAUUUUUUAUUAAGGGUACGGAAUCUUGUUUUCGAAUACUGAAUAAAACAUCCGCGUUCCCGUCAUUAUUCUAUUUUUCUUCAGUCAAUCUAUGCGAGGAGAAAUAAUAACAGAACGAAUCGCAUUACGGCAACAUAAUUUCCCAAGCUUUCUAAAGCAGGACAUAUACGGAAGCGGAUAACAACAAAGCCUAGGCACCCGCAACAAACAACUCUUCUAAGCGAACUCUGCGGAAGGUUGUACGGGCUGAUGACUAUAGACAGGCUGUAACGGCAACCACCGUUAACGUUAGGGGGACGACUUCGGCGAAACUGCCGCUGAAUUGCACCGAACCUCGUAGCGCUUCCGCCCACCUAAUUGCACGUUGCAAGAAGAAUGACAGGGAAAACGCUUUCUCUUUCUCUGCUUUGACCCCCAUUUGAAAGUGCGUGUAUAGCCCACACACACGGGGAAGUUACAGAAUGAAUGUAUCGUUAGCGAAACUACACCUUAGCGGUUUCGGACUCACAAAUAAUAGAAAGCUUAGCUACGCGUGAUUGAUCAGAAUCACGUUUUUGCUGACGAAAAUGCCAUUCUAACCAAUCACGCGAGGCAAAGCGAACGGUUCACUUUCCGAACCGUGAUAAGAUCGCGACUUCGGGCAUCUUUGUGUAAGCAGAAGAGAUAUGCAUGCCUGCUGGAAGGUUCGUAGCACUGGUGAAACGCUGCUUUCUAGACUCGAUAUGCUGCUGCCAAUAAUUUCUUGAAUGGCAAGACACUCUCCCAGAAGCAUUCUUGGAUCUGCGUGCGCGAGGCCAACCUUUCAGCGUAAAAGUGCCUAAGUUCGAGUCAUGUCCGUGCAAUUCCGACACGGAGCCACGGACGUCGCUGAAAGAAGCGGCGCAAUCUAGUUUCAAUUACACGAGUCGUUGGCAGCGGUGAACAACUCCUUUGGUCCGUGAAAAGAGGUGGCCUCUGCCAGCAGCCUUACGUCACCCCCCGUGGACAGAAAAGCGUUUGCCGUCUAACGUCUCGAGAAACCAUACAGGGCCCGAACUCACUCAGUCUUGCUGCAGCCGGAAAUUCAGUGUCACUGUCCGGAGGUAACAAAGAAGUGCGUGAUACGACCUGUGGCGAGACAGAUCGGCGAAAUGCUUCACGGGCCCGGAUUUACAAAGGCCGGGCCGUCGCGCUUGCUCUUAAUAAGAGUCGCCGAGCAAGAGUGGCAGCGAGCGUGGUGAUAGCGAAGGCGCUGGCCAAUGCCAAUUCUUGCGAACGGAAAGCCCUGAAUCCGCGGGCAGAAUAACAGGGCAUGGUCGUUUGUUACGAAACACGGUUUACUGUCCCUUCAAGGAAUGCCAGUCCACAAAAACGAAAACGCAAGUCUUGAACAAGGGCGCAGGUCAGGGCGACGUGAGAUAAAUAAUUCUUUCGGGAUCCGUUUCAGAGGUCUUUCGACGUGCAACAUUGCACGUCGGAUAUUGCCCAAACAUCUGCCAACUAAAAAGGAUAAUAACGACGAAGAAAUUAAAGGGUACAUCAGUCGUUACGUCAGAAACAUAGCCAGAUUAGCCAUUCAAUACUCAAUCGCUUUCUCAGCAAGAGCUUUUGCUGGGGAAAAUAGCGUCGGUAGGCGAUCAAGCGAUGGCCCUAUAGGCCCAUAAAACACCAAGGAGUCACUUUACUCCAUUCUAUUUUUCGUGAUGAAGCGCUGUUCGAAAUAAUAGGGUUAUUCUCAUAACAAGUGCGGGUCUGCGUUUGGAUCACUGACGAUGUCCGGAAAGGUACAAUAUUGAAAGAGGUCUGUAAAGCUAAUCCGGUAUGUGUGUUUCUGUUGUUUUUUUUUUUCGUUCUUGCAUUGUGAAAAUGGGACGUGGCCCUAGUUGCCAGUUAGUGCCUGACCAAGAGGGUUUUUCUCGUGGAGUUCGGUGCCGUUGUGGGAAGCUUAGAACGAACAGCGUUCUACUCGCUUGCUGAUGCCGCUUUCUCGUUCCGCGUUUCGACGAGUUGUAGAUGCUAGCGAUGACGUGUUUGUCCUCAGAAACGCGUCGCCUCUAGCAGCGAUUACUCCGGAACGUUUAAAACAAAUGUAGUGAAACAGCUCGAAAAAUACACCCGUCUUUGGAGUCUGCAUCAUGUUAGCUAAUUUUCCUGUCACAGGUUAUAGAGCUAUGAAAACGCUCGUAUACUGUGAUGCCGACUAGGCAGCGCGAAUGGAAGGAAUGCCUUCUUUAUGUCGAUGAUUUUUGUUUUUUUCUUAACGUCAAAUGCUUUUCCUUGUAGGAAAAAUUUUGCCAGAGAAACUGCGGAAACUCUUAGCCACGAAUUAAAACAGUCGAAACGAAUGACUGUGUUGAGUUCGUCAGCCCAUAUUUUCCCAGAAAAGGCUGUCAAUAGAUGUCUUUUAGCCUUCAGUAUCAUCAGUGAGAAUCACCACAUUGUCAGCAUGAACAGUACUGUCAAUAAUCUCAACCAUCAAGUUUAGAACAAAUCAAACAUGCAACUACUUGACCAAGUAUUUGGAUAUCGUCGUAUGCGGUAUCGCGCAAACAGGAAGAAAGGCAUACUGUUAUGCGCUGAACGCCUUAAGCUUUGUCUUCACAAAUUCAAGUUCACAGCGCUCGUAACUACGGCGCUUAAAUAUAAAAAACCUGCGCGAUGCACCGCUGUGAAAUUGUUCCGGUUGCAGGUUGUGCAAUGCAGUAACCAAGUUAAUGACGGAAUAGAGGGAAAUCAAAACCGCCAUGAACACGGGCAGCGUUUGUAUGUAACUGCUACAUUUUUACGAUGUCAUGCCUCCAGACAGAAAAUCACAUGGCAAUUAAAACGAUUUGGUUAUUACCAAGUUAACGAAAAUUGCAAAUAAUAAUAUACAGGCGUAAUGUGUAGCAUUCAUCGGAAGAACCGCUAUCAAUGCAGAAGAGUUAUACACACGAAACAAGCCCUCACUAAAGGCGCACGUUCGUCAAAAGAACCUUAUGAUUGCUGAACGCCUUUCUCUAGCACAUGGCGUGUACGGCGUCUUUCAAAACGCGUUAUCACUGCUUCACCUGCAAGAGACAUGAUAUACAGCAAAUUUCUGUUCAUGCGCACCGUUCACUAGUGAGAUGUGCCACUGCAUUAAAAGGGAGCGGAAGCGCGCGAUUAGAAGAACGCCCUAUCUGAAGCAUUACAACAUAGUCGUGGAGAAUAACGGAAGCUUAAGUGAAUAUGAUAGCAAUUAACAACUGAGACAGCUACCAUAGUUCUUCAUAAGGAAGGCAAAAUAUACCUGUUAACAUGGGUGCAAAGCAAAGAUACACGAUGUGUCUAAAGAUAUUCACCGCCUGACUGGAAUAAGUAUUCCAAAUUGUACAUAGGGAAGGAUUAUGUGCCAGAAUCAACGGGUAAUAAAUCAGCAACUUGCCGUUGGUAGAUGACAUUGCCCUGUUUAGCAAAGCUAAAGAUGACGCGUAGCAAAUGAUUGACGACCUUGAGCGCCAAAGUUUAAAGGGAGGUUCCGAAAACUAGUAUACGCAAACAAAAAUAAGAGAAAAGCACCCAGUAUGUAUUUUACUUAACAAACGAAAAAGAGCCGUGCAAGACAUGGCCGCUUAGCUAACAAGUUCAGCACUGAUACGCGAUGCGAACUACAUGAGCAGCUCUCCUAGUUUUAAAUCGUGCUCAGGGAAGCAGGUAAAGUCUCCGAGUAAACAUCGACAGAUCACACUGCAAUUCGCACUAAAGAAUAGUAGACAGCAACGCUGCUCCUAUUCAUUAUUCGUGCUGUCCUCCAGAGAUAAUGUUCCUCGACAUCAAAGACCUAUAGCCGAGUUCUGUCUUAUAGCGGAUGUCUUCAUUGCGUUAAAGGGUGCACGUCACAUAAGAGCCAGCCACAAAAAAAAAAAAAAAAAAAAAAAAAAAGCAUUUAUGCAUGGAAAGUGUUGCAAUUCCACUAGUGUCACUGAAACUGACAGUGAAAGCGAUCACGCUGUCAGUAGCACCAUGUAACAAGAAGGCAUUCGCAGGCUUUUUUGGAGUAUCAUUCAUAGCAAGUCGGACUCAUGUCACCACAUACGUUUACAUUUUUCAUGUUGCAGAGUGACGAAUGCGCUACGAACACGUCUCGAACCUUCAUUGCCUUCAGGUAAAUCCAUGCAGAAAGGCAUUACUUCGUCUGUUAUCUUUACCCUUGAAACAGGUUUAAAAUGCGGGUACAUUUAUGAGCACCUGCACAGAUAUGGUGGCACGGAUAUGUACGCACAAUCGCCAGCCCAUGCUUGCAGGCCACUGGUGCCACAUGUAGCCUGAAGCUGAGCGCUGCAUACAAUGCACGGCAGUCGUAAACUUUGCGCGCAGACUGUAUAUGUGGGCGUCCUAGCAACGGAACGUAUGUCUCAUUUCCAGGCUGUACAGUGGCGUCAUCAUAAUGAAAUCUUUCGCUGCCGCUGCGGUUUCCACAACUUCGCUCGUGACGGCCCUUACAGCAGUACCCAAAAGUUCACGAGGCGUGUGUUCCGCGAAAAGUCAAAUGUCAAACGCAGUCCGUGCCUCCAGCCAGAGAAACAGUAUAACACGGUUGUCGCAUGAGGUCUUGUAAACCGAAAAUAUGAAUUUUUAGGUGCACACCGAUGCUAAGGGGGAAAAAAAAUUAAAUUUUCGUCCACGUUCCGGCAAUGUUGUGCACAUCGAAUGCUGAGAACCACUAUUUUCCAGGUGCGAACCUACUCCUUAAUUAAUACGAAGCAGUGGAAUAACCUUAGCUAUACAUAGUACCAGCUCAUGUCACACGUACUAGCACCAAGGUAAUAUCACUGAUGUUAUAUGUAUACUGUUACAAUUGGCGCGUAUGCCAUAGUCCCGCACCCUAUCCAAUUUGCGGCAUUUCAGUGUCUGUUUGUGUGUGUGGCCAAUGUCAAUAAAAGAAUUCGUUCACUGUGCGUGGCUUAACGUAGUGCUUGUUAUAUUUUUUUAGGUUUGGUUCCGCAUUACUGUUGCUAACGUUGUCGAGACCUACCACCUCCACUAUACACACUCGUGCUAUCCGUCUGCUCACUGUCACUAAAAUUAAUGUGAAUUAAGUACAGAUAAAUUUUUUAAACACUUUUCUCGCCUUUUACGCCUUCGUACUCUUGAAUGUUUCAUACAUCCACAAUGAAAAAUUCCAACUCUGACCCCAAAGUCGUAGCACUUCUUCUGCGGCAGAUUUUUUUACUUUGCUCCUCGGAGGAGGCAAUUAUAAUAUUAAAAAAAAAUCAAAGUGUGCUAAGCUUUACCCGCACCGCCGCACUGCGACAUACUUCCGGGAAAAUGAAGGUAAACGUGAGGUAAGAACCGCUGUGGAUGACAAUGGCCUCGGUGCCAACCACGCUGAAUAUGCAUAGAGACACGGAAUAUUGCUCUGUACAAGGUGUAUAUUCUAUCCUGUUUUGUUUCGUCACUGUUAGGAAGAAGGUGUGUACGAAAGGAGAGAAAAGCUCUUAUCGUUUACUAUAACCAAAAGAGGCAUUAUUGCAGGGAUAAAUGCAAAAAGCUGUUGCUAAUUAAGGGGAAUUUCAGUAAAAACAAAGCAGUUCAUAAAAACCGGGAAGCCGGGACAAAGAGGCAAUCUUUCUUCAGCGAUACCUUAUUUGCGCAAGCGGUCCUCAGAAAUUACGCAACAUUGACUGCACCUUUACACAAUCCAACUUCUAUAGUAUUCCGUUAUUAUACUAGGGUAGAUCCUUGAAACGUGCAUUUCGAGAGUCAGAGCAGGAAGCGUGUAAACUUUGUUAGCGUCCUGAUUGCUACACCAGCUUCUAGAUAUGUCCGCAAACUCGCGGGGUUGGUGCGAAAGUAUUUUAUGUUUAUGGUACGGUUUUCGCAUAAUUGUUCUGUAGUUCGGAAAUUUUUUCGUUUCAAAUGACACGGGUAGUGUGCAGCAUAGCGAACACUGCUACUGUUUGAUCGCCCUUGUAUGUGUAAAAAUAUUCACCUAUAGCUCCCAUUUAAAAUUUGAGCCACUACGCUUUACUCUGACCACCGUUGCGGUGUUUAAUUACAGCAAUUACACCAUAGCUUACGCACGAACUGUCAGAAGAACGUAUUAUGAGACAAAAUUAUUCUACACUGGUUCAAUCGUUUUUUUGUUUUUUUUGUCUGGCGAGCGACCUUAAUUGGAAAUAAACAUCAUCCUGAACACCCGA
Messenger RNA from Dermacentor andersoni, 10293 nucleotides. RefSeq names its product adenosine receptor A3-like. The record is from RefSeq and is a predicted model, not a curated record. Gene Ontology annotation, cellular component: membrane. Gene Ontology annotation, molecular function: G protein-coupled receptor activity. NCBI's taxonomy places the organism in Eukaryota, Metazoa, Arthropoda, Arachnida, Ixodida, Ixodidae. Gene Ontology annotation, biological process: G protein-coupled receptor signaling pathway.